CAGCAAGUGUGAAAUGUUAACCGUUGCAUUUAUUUAAGAACGGAGGAACUAGAUAGAUAGGGCACUAUGCCCUCUCGAGACUAGGGCAGCUAUCUAAAUGACUUAAGGUUAUGUUUGGCUAAAGUACAAGAAGACCUUCUCUCAUUUGGGUGGGUAGUAUAAAAACGUUCGACGCAAGAAAUGGCUACCAAACGCAGCUUUAACCAAACAAUGUCAUCUUCAAGGUUCAAUUUCAUCGACUAACUGGUCCCAUUCCUUGGCCUCCUUGAUUCUUUCCAUUACUCCUUCAACCGCCACAUCAAACGCAUCUUUCACAUUCUUCAGUCCUCUUCCCGUCCUUGCGUACAUCAAUUUCGGCAUCGUCUCCACCACUUUCUCCCUCAUUUUCCCGAUCUCCUCUCUGCUAUACUUCUCAAGGAUUCCUCUGAUGGAUGCCGACCCGUUCCUCACUGCAUUGGGAUCUAUGAAGACAGAGUAGCUCUCUGGAUCCUCCGGUAAGAACCACCGGUACUGUUCGUGAGCCGUCUCCCGCCAGAAAAACACCGGAAUCGAACCGGAGAUCAUACAAUCGAACACCGACCGCCGCGUUUUGCUGUCCCCUGCGGGUUGGAGGCAGAAAUCGGAGCUCAGGAAGGCGUCCUGGAUUGCGUAAGGGUAGACGUAGCACUGAGUCACCGCGCAAUCGACGAUUCGGCUCACGUCGGACUCGUUCCGGCAGUACUGCAUCAGGAGGUUUCUGAAGUCUCCCUUGACGUUGUCGCGCGCGGCUCCGAUGAAGGAGAACAGGCUGGUGCGGUUGCGCGUGACCACGUACCGCUGCCACUGGCGGAGCUGGGAUUCGGUGCUCGGGUGGAAUCCGGUGGGGUAAGGCACGCUGACGUCGUAUGUGUCCCACGCGGCCGAUUCGUGAGUGAAGCGCGUGACGUUCUCCAUCUCCGGCAGGUUGAGGAGGGCGGAUCCCCAUUUCUUCAUGGCAUCCCCUAAUCGCCGGAAGUCCCACGUGAUCCGUCCGAUCGUGAGGAAAUGAUCUGAUCCUUUGGAUUUCUGCCAGUAGGUUUGAUUCUGGACCCACUUGAGCAUCAUAUAACAAUGCCAAUCACGCUUUUCGAUAUCAUCGCUCAACAAAUACUUCCCAACCGCGAGUCCAGCAUAGAAAGGGAUGUAGAACGCCGUGGCCGAUUCCGGCUCCAUCGUUCUACACCGGUAGUUCAGGAGCCGGUGGUGAUAAAUCACAUCCGCCGAGAACUGAUUCGUCUGGUACCACGCCGUCGCGACAUUUUUCGGUAAGAUUCCGGUCAACUCCCUCUUCCUCUUUCCGUAUCCGCCGUUGAUAUUGCCAAUCCCACACUGCCAAUCCCACGGUUCCAGAUCCGUGCAAUUCUUCAAAAUUAAGUCCCUGUUAAGCAUGGGUGGCAGGUCGUAGACGUAAACCCUACCAUGCUCACAGUCAUCGACAUUCGGCGGCUGAGAUGCGGUGUCUCCGACGCGUGCGGUGGCCGGAAUAGGGACUGUCUGGGUGGGGGAAAGGGGCUGAGCAUGAGGAUGAGCGUCCGACGAGAGCGGUGAAUUCCGGCUAUAGAAAACGACGAUAACUUGGAUGAAGAGAAAGGUGGAGAAUAGCCAGAAACAAGGGUUCCGUGAGAUUUGGGAAUGGAAGUUGAAGUUUUUGGGUUUUUGCGUGGUUUGAAGAUCCGAGGAAGAAUGGGAAAGCAUUUUUAGGAUCCUCCGAGUUUAAUCGAUUCCAAAAAAUGGAAAAAGAUUACGGACGAGCGAGAAGGAAAUGAAGAAGAUUACCAAGCACAAUAGAAAAGUUAUUCAUUUCUGGGUCAAUUCGAGAUUGCCGCCUCCGACAGGAGUUCUACUUUUCUCCCUUUCCGUCAUUCUUUCCAUCAUUCUAGCGCGCAAUGUCGAUACGGAAUAUCACACAAGACUUUCUGUACGUAACCAGUUAACUUUAGCUUUCACUUUAGGGGAGAACUAUGGUACCUUUGAAAAAUAUGCGGGUACAGUACCUGAACAAAUGGAUGAAUAAUGUGGUGCCAUGUGGUCUCCAUUUACACGUAAGAAGCCAAGAAGGCACAUCCGACAUCCCCAAGCCGCUUCACCACCAAACCCGUAGAAGCCACAUCGGCAAUAGUAGGCUGCAAAUGUCUCUUGAAUUGAUAUUUCUCGUUUAGAAUGGUAGUUUCAUGGGCGGGUGGAGCAACUUCAUUAUCCAUUCCGGCUUCAUUCGACCGACUAGGGCAUGUGAGGUGAUAAGUCCGUAUUUAGACACGCAUUUGAUGCGUGUCCGGGUUGGAUUUUGAUGAUUUUCCUAGCUUUAAGGCGUUGCAAGUCUCAAUUUUGGCUCAAGUUGUGUUUAGCAGGCGUUGGAUCGAGUUUCAUUGCAUUUGGAGUUGAUUUGAAGAAGUUAGAGUCCGGCAAUCGGCGCUUGAGAAGCAAUCGGGCAGAGUUUGGAAGCAUUCGAAGAAGAUUUGAGAGAUUUGGAGGCCACCGGGAGAUUCACGAUGAUGUUUUGAUGAAGAAAGAGCUAUUGGAUCGAUCGAGUAGUCAAACGGAGGCUUAAAACGGAAGAAAUCGAAGAAAAUGAAGAAGAAAGGCCACGCACGGCCGUGCGUACAGGGACGCACGGCGUGCGUGCGUGGCAGUAGCGGCCAAGGAAAGUAAUGAGCAACGCACGGCCGUGCGUCCGGGUACGCACGCCGUGCGUUCAAGGCGAUAAAACGACGAAAGGCUACUGGCAGCAACGCACGGCCGUGCGUCCGGGUACGCACUCCGUGCGUUCAAGGCAUUAAAAUGGCGAAAGGCUACUGGCAGCUACGCACGGACGUGCGUAGGGGAACGCACUCCGUGCGUUGCCUAUUUUCACGCGCAGGUCCGUCGGACGCACGGCAGCAACGCACGCCGUGCGUAGGCUCCGUGCGUACCGCGGAUCUGUCCUUUUUCGACCCAAACUCAUUGUUUUCUAUAAAUUAAGCCUCCCUAACCCCGUUUUGAGGGGGGGGAAACCUAGAGAGAAGCUUAGGGACGUGUUUUACAGUGUUUUUCCGCUAUUUUGUUCAAGACCCUGAGAUUCUUUGUAAGUUUCAUCUUUUUAAUUAAUGACAAUUAUUUCUAUUCAUCCCAAUUCUAUUGAUUCUUCAAUUAUGAAUUGUGAGUAGUUUAAUUAGGGAUUUGGGGUUGAUGAAGGGGUUAAUCAUGAUGUAUGGCUAGAUUCUUGUCGGUCUAAUUGCAUGAAUGCCGUUUAAUUUGUGUUUGAAUAAUUUAACUGAUAUCUCUUGUAACCUAGAUGGCCACUAGAAUUACAAUUGCAUGUAGAAUAAAUUAAGAGAGAUCUAAUUUGUUCUAGGACACAUUCACACACACUUAAUCGUUCGCUAAGAGAUUAGUAGCGAUUAAGGGGCCGUAAGCUCGCUCGUCUUGGCAAUAAUUUAGGAUCCUGUCGCAUGAAAGAUCAGCCUGGUCCCCUAAAUUAUUGUACUCUACGCCGCGAGAGCGGUAAGAACUUAGUAAUGAUUAGCUAGGCUCAAUUAAAUUAAUUUCAUGUAAUUAGGCCUGAUCUGCCAGAAAUCUGGUUACCCCGGAAUCGAUCCCUGUUCCCUUUGUCAUUAAUUAGAAAGAACCCCUUAGGUUAAUUGUUCACAUUAGUUUAAUUUAAUUUUUAUUCAAUCAAUCAAUCUCGCACACUUGCAUUUUAUUUUAUUUUAUUUUUAUUCGCUGAAUUUAGUUAAUCUUUAAUUCCCUUUUGUCCGUCCCUGUGGAGACGAUACUCGUACUUUCACCCACUUUACUACAUCAUUUUUAAGUGCGAGAAAACUCACAUCAGUUUUUGGCGCCGUUGCCGGGGACGGUGUCGGUUUUAAGGGUUAAUUAAUUUCAGUGAGAUUUUUUUUUAGUUAGUUUUCUUUUAGUUUUUCCGUAGGAUUUUUCUGUGCUAACCUUUCAGGUAUUUUUUCUAAGAGGCAUGAGAUGAACCUAUUCAGCCAAAUUCCUGGAGGAAUUCCUUACCCUCAAACCUCCAUGGAAUAUUCAACAUAUACACCAUACCCUCCUUACACUCCUCCUCCUCCUCCUCCUCAAUAUUACACAUCUCAUCAAAAUUCUUCUCCUACACCACAAAAUUUCCCAUCUUCCUAUUCUUACCCUCUUCCAAAUACGCAAUACUCUCAAUCUCAUUCUCCGAAUCAAUAUCCUUAUCCACAAUAUCCUCGGACAAAACCAGGCUCCAUUAUGGAAUUUCUCAUUCAAACUAAAAGUCCCGAGGAAUUGGUUGAUUACUUUCCUAAGAAUAGCAUUUGUAACUUUUGUGGAGGUGGUCACCAUUCAUGUCUUUGCCCCAUUCCUCCAUACGACCAUCCUUACUGGGCAACUGCAUACCCCACUUCGUCCUCCCCACAACUCACAAAGACAAAUGUUUCAAUCACUCCUACGUCUUUGCCGAGCUAUGCGCCACAGGAAUCAGACGACGAAUGGGAAGAGAUAAUUUCAGAGAAGCUGUCUGACCUGGAAGAAACACUCAAGAAAUUAUUACAGCAACAAAUGCAAAUUCAACAGCAACAAAUCCAAAUUCAACAGCAAGCAGACUCAAGGAUGCAAAACAUGGAGAAUCAAUUGGGGCAGAUUGCAAAGGCUUUAUCUGAGGAGUCCGAUAGAUCCCAUCCUAGCGACACAGAAGCCCAACCCGAGGAGACCAAUAUGGAUGAUCACGUGAGCGAGUCAGACUAUGAUGGUGUGAAUAUGAUGGAUGAUACACUUCCUGAUGUUUUUGAAGACCCUGAUGAGAACGGUGUUAACGAGAGUUGGGAUGCCUUCAUGGGGAGUGAUACAGAGUCUGGAGGAGAGGUUGUGAAUGUUCAUGAUAUUUGUGAGGAAGAAGAAGACUUUUGUAUGGUGCAAUUUGAUUACGGUGUUGCUCCUACUCCUUGCUUUGAGACAUCUUUUGAGCUUCCGGUGAUACCUAGAGUAAUCAAAGUGUUCACUCAUGUUUUCUGUCCAACUGAAGAGGAUGAGAGUUUCAUACUUCACUUCUGUGCUGAUGAGGGUUAUGAAGACCAUGUGCUGCCUUCGUGGGCUGACGAAUUUAAAGAUCUGCGCCACUUAAUGACAUUUGUUGAGAGGAAGCUGGAGACGUUGACUAUAAGUGCACCACUACAGUCUUUGCUAUUGGAGAGUCUAUGGGGUAGUUGUGUCGGGCAAACGACGUUAAAAAUAACGCUUCUCGGGAGGCAACCCGAGCUUUUUUUUCUGCUUUUGUUUUUGCUUUGUUUGUUGUUUGGUUGUUUUGCUUUGUGUUUUUGUUGCAGCUCAGGGUCUUGUUAUUUGGGUGAUGUGCCAAGGAUUACAUUGACUCAGUUUAGUUCUGCAUCGACCAGCGCCAUAGGGAAGUUUCUUUGACUCUUUUACUCGCUUGUUGUAAUAAUGACUUGAGUUAAGUUGAGCACGUGUGACCCUUUCCUCUUUACCCCUUGUACAUAAUGCAUAUUUGGUCAUCGAGGACGAUGCCAAAGUUUAAGUGUGGGGGAGUGAAUUGGGCAUUCGGGCAGUGGUUGUUACAUGAGAUUUAUUAGAGUUAGCAUGCGCAGGUGUUAGUUGUAUAUUCAUAGGAAAUUCAUGCAAAAUUUUUGAAAUUUUUUCUUUAAACUGUGUCUUUGUGAGCUGGCUAGCAUUUUGACUAUACUUUUAGAGCAACCUUGAAGUGUUUAGGCUUAAAUUGCUUGCACUAUAAUCUAGUUGUUGAAAGGAUGAAGGCAUUAGUCACCCAUUGAAUUAAUCCAUAAAUCAUCCACCCCACCUGAAAAAGUCCUUUAGGAAAAGCCAUUUUGAGCCGACCAUUCUUUGUUUACCCAAUUAAUUUAGCUCCAUAGCCAAAUGGCCUGUGUUCCUUACCCGUGAAUAUUUCUGACUUAGUCUUGAUGUUUAGGGAAUUAAGGGAUUAAUUUGCCAAGUUUAGGGAAUUUUGUGUAGGAGCCAUUUUUGGCACUGUUCCUAUGCCCCAAAUGGGGUAAGAGCAGUCACUUUUUAGGAAUUUGAUACUUUCGAGGAUUGCAUUGUAGGCAUGGAUUCACUUUUAAAUUAAUGAACUUAAAAUUGCUAUUUUUCCUUGGUGAGGCCGAGAUUAGAAUGGGGUAAUGUCUAGUGAGAAUCUGAAAGAUGAAAAAUUAAUAUAGCUAGACCUCUUGCCUUACGAAAAAGAGAAUGGGAGCCCCGGUCAAAAAGCGUAAGAUGAGACUUGGGUAUCUUUCGAAAGAAACGGCGUUCUCGUGCCAACAUGACAAGGGAAACUGAAUUUAAUUAAUAAACUUGGAGGCUAUCUCAAAAUUUAGUUUUAGUCCUCCGCGUACUUCAAGUAUACGUCAAAGCACAAAUGUGCCGAGACGGUUUAGCUUAGUUGUACACCAUGUCUACUCUUUGCAUAGGUUUAAAUGAUUGUUCCUAAUUUGUGGCCUACUGAGUUCCUUGUUCCUAGGAAUAGCCCUGAAGUUCCUGAAUGCAUUGAGUCUUUGUUAGAAUAUUCCGAUCUCUCAAAAUAAAUGGACUAUCAUUAUUAUCCAUUCACCAUCACAUUCACAAAUCCUUCUGAUCAGUAGCUAGCAUAUUUGUGUAGGCUGUCAUUACUUUGAGGAUGUUGUGAAUAAUUGUGUCAAAUAGUUUAGCUUGAGUAUAAAGGUGUAGUUUAGGGAAGAAUUUUCUUGGUUUAGAUUGGCUGUCCUGUGAAUAUCACUUUAACUAUGUGUGUAUGCUAACUAUUUGAAAUUUCGUGUGGUGAUUAUCGUAAGUCCCGUGGUUCGAUUUGCUUGAGGACAAGCAAAAGCUUAAGUGUGGGGGAGUCUGAUAAGUCCGUAUUUAGACACGCAUUUGAUGCGUGUCCGGGUUGGAUUUUGAUGAUUUUCCUAGCUUUAAGGCGUUGCAAGUCUCAAUUUUGGCUCAAGUUGUGUUUAGCAGGCGUUGGAUCGAGUUUCAUUGCAUUUGGAGUUGAUUUGAAGAAGUUAGAGUCCGGCAAUCGGCGCUUGAGAAGCAAUCGGGCAGAGUUUGGAAGCAUUCGAAGAAGAUUUGAGAGAUUUGGAGGCCACCGGGAGAUUCACGAUGAUGUUUUGAUGAAGAAAGAGCUAUUGGAUCGAUCGAGUAGUCAAACAGAGGCUUAAAACGGAAGAAAUCGAAGAAAAUGAAGAAGAAAGGCCACGCACGGCCGUGCGUACAGGGACGCACGGCGUGCGUGCGUGGCAGUAGCGGCCAAGGAAAGUAAUGAGCAACGCACGGCCGUGCGUCCGGGUACGCACGCCGUGCGUUCAAGGCGAUAAAACGACGAAAGGCUACUGGCAGCAACGCACGGCCGUGCGUCCGGGUACGCACUCCGUGCGUUCAAGGCAUUAAAAUGGCGAAAGGCUACUGGCAGCUACGCACGGACGUGCGUAGGGGAACGCACUCCGUGCGUUGCCUAUUUUCACGCGCAGGUCCGUCGGACGCACGGCAGCAACGCACGCCGUGCGUAGGCUCCGUGCGUACCGCGGAUCUGUCCUUUUUCGACCCAAACUCAUUGUUUUCUAUAAAUUAAGCCUCCCUAACCCCGUUUUGAGGGGGGGAAACCUAGAGAGAAGCUUAGGGACGUGUUUUACAGUGUUUUUCCGCUAUUUUGUUCAAGACCC
This is a messenger RNA of Cuscuta epithymum, 7643 nucleotides long. Lineage: Eukaryota; Viridiplantae; Streptophyta; Magnoliopsida; Solanales; Convolvulaceae. The record is from the annotation of a GenBank genome assembly.